This is a messenger RNA of Oreochromis niloticus (Nile tilapia), 2525 nucleotides long. RefSeq names its product uridine 5'-monophosphate synthase-like. Gene Ontology annotation, molecular function: orotidine-5'-phosphate decarboxylase activity; orotate phosphoribosyltransferase activity. NCBI's taxonomy places the organism in Eukaryota, Metazoa, Chordata, Actinopteri, Cichliformes, Cichlidae. Gene Ontology annotation, biological process: 'de novo' UMP biosynthetic process; 'de novo' pyrimidine nucleobase biosynthetic process. The record is from RefSeq and is a predicted model, not a curated record.
AACUUUCACAAAAAACGACUCUUUCUACCAGGCUUCGUCACACGUCGUUACUGAGCUACGCGACAUUUUAUCUGUAAACAUUAAAGGCUCUUAAAACAUACAUUGACGCUUUUAUUCUGAAACAUUUGGCGGAAGAGUUCCAGGUAGCGCGAAAGUUGCGAGGAAGUUUUGAGGACGAGUUAAAUUCCAGCUGAAGCUCGUGAAUACGGAGAGCAUGGACGGCGCUUCCACUGCCAGUUUAAUCCCGAAACUCCACGACGUGAACGGAGUGAAGUUCGGAGAAUACAAGCUGAAGAGCGGCCUGCUGGCUCCCAUUUAUAUCGACCUGAGGGUGCUCGUGUCCCACCCCGCGCUCAUGAACCAGGUUGUGAGUCUCAUCUACGAGCGAGUGCAAGAAGAGGGGCUGCAGUUCCACUCUGUGUGUGGGGCUCCUUACACAGCCUUGCCUUUGGCCACAGUGAUCUGCUCACGACACGAACUGCCCAUGAUCAUCAGGCGGAAGGAGGCCAAAGACUAUGGAACCAAACGGCUGGUGGAGGGGUCGUUGCGUCAGGGGGACACGUGCCUGAUCAUUGAGGACACGGUGACCAGCGGCACCAGCAUCCUGGAGACGGCUGAAGUGCUCUGCAAAGAGGGGCUGAAGGUGACGGAUGCAGUGGUCCUAAUGGACAGAGAGCAAGGUGGUGUGGAGAUGUUGGCUUCAAAGGGAAUCAAGCUCCAUCCCAUCAUCUCCAUAUCUCAGCUGCUCCGUGUGCUGCAGGCAGCCGAACGCAUCGACGCCCAAACCGCCCAGAGUGUCCACAGGUUCAUCCAGGACAACAACACUUUCAGCCCCAAGAACGGCAGCGACUCUCCUGCCAGUAAGAAGCUGCAGCUCAGUUAUUCAGACAGAGCCGAGUUACCAAACCUUCACCCUCCAGCAUCAAAGCUGCUGAAGAUUAUGGAGGAGAAGCAGUCCAACCUUUGUGUGUCUGCUGAUGUAACCAACAGCGAGGAGCUGCUGCCCGAGUCGCUCGGUCCAAAGAUCUGCAUGCUGAAGACCCAUGUAGACAUCCUGGAGGGCUACACAUUAGCCUUCAUUCAGAAAGUGCAAGCCUUAGCAGAGAAACACGACUUCCUCAUCUUUGAAGAUCGCAAGUUUGCUGACAUCAGGAACACAGUCAAGCAUCAGUAUGAGGGUGGUUUGUACCAGAUUUCCUCCUGGUCCCACAUAGUAAACGCCCACGCAGUGCCGGGGCCAGGAGUGGUGAAAGGUCUGAGCGCUGUAGGAAAGCCUCUGGGCCGAGGCUGUUUGCUCAUAGCUCAGAUGAGCUCCCAGGGAUCACUGGCUGCUGGUGAAUACACAAAGGCUGCGGUGCAAAUGGCAGAGGAGCACUCGGACUUUGUGAUGGGGUUUAUCUGUGGCUCCAAGCUCACAGAGAGGCCAGAGUUCAUCCACAUGACCCCCGGGGUGCAGAUGCAGGCUGGAGGAGAUCUGCUGGGCCAGCAGUACACCACUCCAGAGGAAGUUGUCUACAACAAAGGCUCUGAUGUCAUCAUCGUGGGACGAGGCAUUUUGGCAGCCUCUGAUAGGGCGGGAGCUGCAGAGUUGUACAGAAAGUCGGGCUGGGACGCUUACAGAAAGAGAGUGGGCCAGAGCAGCAUCUGAAUGUUUUUCUGUGAGUCUGUUGUGCUCAGUGCUGUCAGUGCUGCUGCAGGCUGAGGGUCACAGAUACCAACAGACUCAAUAAACUGAUCCACAAGGCCAGUAAUGUUGUGGGGAUGGAGCUGGACUCUGUUAGGUGGUGUCUGAGAGGUGGAUGUUGUCCAAGAUAAGGACAAUCAUGGAUAACACCUCCCACCCACUCCAUGACAUGCUGGCUGGCCACAGGAACACGCUCAGUGAGAGAAACUCUGUAACAUAUUGUAUAUGUAAAUAGUUUAAUCUGUUACUGUCUUGGAGCAGCUGUAACUUAUAAUCUCCUCAGGGAUUAAUAAAGAUUCUGAUUGUGAAAUAAUUCUGCCUCCAGUUUCAAAGUGCAGCUGUAACAGGACCUGUGCAGGUAAACUGAGUGUUUGUAGGCAGCGUGUGAUGAUGUACACAGUAAUGUUUGCUUCUGAUAUCACAUCAGUGUUUGACACUUGCAGCUUGUUCUUGGCAGGUGUGUAUUUUACUGUUGUGAACAGUCUGCCGAGCGCUGUUGUGUUUAAAUGCUGAACUGUAAUCUACAAACAGCAGUCUCACAUAGUUACUGUUUUUUGUCCACGUGGCUGAGAGUGGUGUGCAGGAUGUGGGUGAUGCGUCCUCUGUGGAUCUGUUUGGAUGAAUAUAGUGAAAUUUGAUGCUUAAGUUUGCAGUGAAACUUGUUUCUUGGAUGGAAAAGAGACUAUAUAGCAACACCACAAGCUGUACAUACUGGAAGAAUACGUUUUAUAUGUCAGAUAACACUGUAAAAGAACUAUAAGCUUUAUACUGGUGUCAGUUUUUAAAGUCUUUUUGCACUUUUUUUAGUUUGUUUCUGCCAAACAGGAAAAAUAUUAAACUA